CAGCAGCCAGUGAGGUGUCAAGUUCAAGUUCUUUUCUGCCACAAUGUUUAUUUACAUUAAACAUGGAGAUAAUAACCAGUUCCUGGUUAACACCAACUGUCCAACUGUUCUUCUCAUGAAGUACAUAAAAGUCAGGUUGGGACUUGCUGAGUCAGAGCUUAUAGACCUGUGUGAUGAACGAGGUGUGCUGAAAUUCCUCUUCCUGCCACAGAAUUCACAGGAAUCUGCUCGUGGACUGCUGAAGGCUAAAGAGUCGUUUAUUGUUUGCAUUAUUAAGCGUACAUCUGAUGGGGCUUAUACCUCUGUCACAUCACUGCUAUCCAGUGUUGACUCUGCUCUUUUAGAGACUCUGCAGACUCAGAUUGACAAUCUUGAGAAAACUCGUCUGAAGCAGCUUCAUAUUGUGGAGGCUCGUACGGCUACAUCAGAGGAAAUCAAUGCUCAAGCUUUGUCUACUAAAACCACUAAAAAGCGCAAGAAAGUAACACACGCAAAUCCCCCUGAUGAAGAAGUCCAGCGCCACACGAGGGACAGGAAGAGCAGGAACUGAACAAGCGCCCUCACAUCCGAGCAUUCAGCGGUCAUGCUCAUUCUUAAUGCUGAGUCCCAGUUUAAUUCAUUCAAAUUACAUGUUCAUCAAAAAUGCUGUAGUGUUUUUUUAAGCUAUUUAUAUUUUCACUUGUUGAUUCAGGAAAGUUGCUAUUUUAUAAUAUUACAUGAA
Molecule: messenger RNA, 721 nt
Organism: Labeo rohita (rohu)
Lineage: Eukaryota; Metazoa; Chordata; Actinopteri; Cypriniformes; Cyprinidae
Gene: c14hxorf65
Product: chromosome 14 CXorf65 homolog
Exons: 6
Coding region: 44-550 (168 amino acids)
Source: RefSeq, a predicted model, not a curated record